Molecule: messenger RNA, 669 nt
Organism: Hyaloperonospora brassicae
Lineage: Eukaryota; Oomycota; Peronosporomycetes; Peronosporales; Peronosporaceae
Source: the annotation of a GenBank genome assembly
AUGGCCGAGUCCCAAUGGCAGCUCGUCAGCCAAGGCGCCGAAGCCAAACUCUUCGAGACGGACUUUGCUGGCCGCGCCUGCAUUGUCAAGGAGCGCGUCAAGAAGAGUUACCGCCUCCCGGUGCUCGACAAGAAGCUCUCGCACCGCCGUCUUGUGCAAGAAGCGCGUUGUAUACUGAAAUGCCGUCGUGCGGGCGUCCUCACGCCCGUUCUCUUUCUCGUGGAUGAAGACAAAGGUCGGCUGUACCUGGAAAAAGUACAGGGCGGGAGUCUGAAACACUACUUGCAACGGGUCUUCGAGCGCGACCCAAAGUAUGGUCCCUCAGCCCUGAAGAUGGCCUACCAGAUCGGGGAAGCCAUUGCCAAGAUGCACGAUGCUGACAUUGUCCACGGUGACCUGACGACGUCCAACAUGAUGCUCAGUAGCGACGACGCAACGGAUGUGACAAUGAUUGAUUUUGGCUUGGCCAACUCGCAGCCGCUACCGGAAGACAAGGCCGUUGACCUCUACGUCAUGGAGCGUGCAUUCGCUAGCACACACGUCAACUCGGAGCACUUGGUGGAAGAAGUGCUGCGGGCAUAUCGAGCAAAAUCCCGUCGUGCUGAUGCAAUUUUCCAGAAACUUUCUCAAGUGCGUUUGCGGGGCCGCAAGCGCACCAUGGUUGGAUAG